Molecule: messenger RNA, 1934 nt
Organism: Panicum hallii
Lineage: Eukaryota; Viridiplantae; Streptophyta; Magnoliopsida; Poales; Poaceae
Product: UDP-glucose:2-hydroxyflavanone C-glucosyltransferase-like
Exons: 1
Coding region: 114-1553 (479 amino acids)
Molecular function (GO): UDP-glycosyltransferase activity
Source: RefSeq, a predicted model, not a curated record
AGAGGGACGACGUGCAGUGCAGCUAUAAAAUGGCGACCGGCCAGCAGAUGCGGCCACCACACUAAUCCACUCCUCACUGAACCGCCAAUCUUCACUCGCUCACUCCGACGACCAUGGCCCCGCCGGCGACGCAGAGCCCCGGAGCGCUCAACGGCGGCGGCGCCACACCGCACGUCCUGUUCAUCCCGAGCGCCGGGAUCGGCCACCUGACCCCGGUCUUCCGCGUCAUCGCUGGCUUCUCGAGCCAGGGCAUCGACGUCUCCGUCGUGACCGUGCUUCCGACCGUGUCGGCCGCCGAGGCGGCCUACUUCGACGGCCUCUUCACCGACUACCCGCGCGUCCGCCGCGUCGACAUGCACCUCCUCCCGCUGGACGCCGCCGAGUUCGCGGCGACCGAGGACCCCUUCUUCCUCCGCUGGGAGGCCCUGCGCCGCUCCGUCCACCAGCUCGGCCCCAUCGUCGCCGCCGCCGCACCGCCCGUCACGGCCAUCAUCACCGACAUCACGCUCACCUCCUGCGUCGUCCCCAUCGCCAGGGAGCUCCGCGUCCCGUGCCACGUCCUCUUCCCGACGGCCGCGACCAUGCUCGCGCUCAACGCCCACUACCCCAUCUACCUCGACCAGCUCGGCGGCGGGCCGGUCGGCGACGUCGACGUCCCCGGCGUGUUCCGCGUCCCGCGGUCCUCCCUCCCGCCGGCGCUCCUCGACGUGAACAAGCUCUUCACGAAGCAGUUCGUCGACAACGGCCGCGAGAUCGCCAGAGCCGACGGCGUCCUGGUGAACACGUUCGACUACGUGGAGCCGGCGCCGCUCGCCGCCCUGCGGAGCGGCAAGAUCGUCCCCGGGUACCCGCCGGUGUACACCAUUGGCCCGCUCAAGCCGCACGCCGCUGCCACCAGGGCGGGCGACAAGGCCGGGACAGGAGACGGCGUGCUCGACGAGUGGCUGGGGCGGCAGCCGGCGCGGUCGGUGGUGUACGUGGCGUUCGGCAACCGCAGCGCGGCGCGGCUCGACCAGAUCCGGGAGAUCGGCGCCGGGCUGGAGGCCAGUGGGUACCCGUUCCUGUGGGUGCUCAAGACCACCAAGGUCGACCGGGAGGACGCCGCCGAGCCGGCAGACGUGCUCGGCGGCGCGUUCCUGGAGCGCGUGCGGGGGCGCGGCCUCGUGACCAAGGGGUGGGUGGAGCAGGAGGCCCUGCUGAAGCACCCCGCCGUGGGCAUGUUCCUGAGCCACGGCGGGUGGAACUCGGCGCUGGAGGCGUCCUCCGCCGGCGUGCCGGUGCUGGUGUGGCCGCAGCUCGGGGACCACCGCGUGAACGCCAUGGCGGCGGCGCGCGCGGGCAUCGGGGCGUGGGCGGAGGACUGGGGGUGGGACGGGGAGGAGAGGCUGGUGACCGGGGAGGAGAUCGCGGAGAAGGUGAAGGAGGUGAUGGCCGACGAGAAGCUGAGGGCGAGCGUGGCAGUGGCGCGCGAGGAGGCCGCCAGGGCCGUCGCCGAGGGCGGCACGAGCUACCGUAACAUGCACGAGUUCAUGGCCAAGCUCAAGGGGGCUUGAGGUCGCCCUCGUUGAUCGAAAUAAUGCAGCCCAAGCAAAGUCAGAGCUUGUAUUAUUGUAUGGUUCGUGGUCUCUCUUUUAAGUCUCUUCCUUAUUAUUGUUGGUGUCGUGCGAGAGCUUUUACAUGGAUUUUGUGUUGUGUUAUUGUGUAGCUGGAAACUCUCCAGCGUGGCUCGUGGUUUGCUUUACAAAUUGUAAAUUUGUAAUGCACGUGGUCACGUGCCGCUACGGAUUCAGAUCCUAUGCAGUCGACUGUAGUGACCGACACGUGGGUCCGACGGGCGCCAGGGCCCACAUGCAGUGACCGAGUCACUCUGCCGACUGCAGAGGAGCUUCUCCCUGCCGCUACACACAAUGACGAUGUAUUCUGAAUUCUGAUUA